CUGAGCGUUAACUAGUUUGUGCAGACAUCUGAGCCGGUGAUCUGCUUCAUUGCCUUCGAGUUGGUAAAAGUUCAUUCUCGAUUAUAAAUCAUGCCUUUCACUUGCAUAGUAGAAAGUUGUGGCCAUAAACCAAGAAGUUGGUCAACUUUGACAUUCAACUUACACCCAUAGAUUGCGGUUAAGACACGAAAAUAUGCUCGUUUGCGGGCACUUUUUUUUUUUAAACCUACGUGAGGAUUUGGACUCAUUUGGCAUCCCAGUGAGAGUAGACGUUCUACGCAACCUCCCUUGAAGCUACUUAAACUGACAUCAGAGAUGCAGCUUGACGCACUGCUUAAGAGCCGCCAAAAGCAUCCGUCCACCAUGAUGGCUGUCUUAGAGGACUGGGAUGAGAACACCGGCUGCCACAGAGACAACAUGAAGUUGUACACGUUAAUUGUGCUCUCCAAGUUUGGAUUGGAUGUCUUGGCACUGUGGCUGUACAGCCACCACCGACUACGCACAUCCUUGCUGGGCAUGUUUAGCCUGACCGUUGUCCUGGCUGACCUGGUGAUGGUCUUUUGUACCGUCACCCUGUGGCUACUUGGAUCUGACAAAAUCUCCGCUUGCUACCUCUUGGCUUUUGCAUCGGUCACAUAUGGAACACUGCCGCUGCCUAUGGCGGGCCUGUGUUUGCUAGAAUAUUUCUUCAAAGAUACUUGGAGAACCUCCUAUAAGGUUUUCAAGAACAUGACGGUGACGCUUCUCUUGUGGAUUUUUGCAGUUGUAUACUCCUACAGUGCUGUGAAUGUGGAGCUCAUGGAGCUGAGGCUCACGUCGGGUAAAAGAGUUCUGGUGUGCGAGGUUCAGGACACAACAUUGGUCGCCUACUGUCUUUUCGGUCUCCUUGGGAUUUUGAGUUGUUCGAUGCUUCCUUUCUGCCAUCGGAUUCCCCAGUGGAUUCAUGAAGCUGAUAGGUUGUACGAUGCGAGGGAGGCUCAGGAGAACCAGUUGAGCGACCUGUUCAUAUCAACCAACGGCUUACAGACGACAGUUUCCGAUGAGUUUCGUCUAAAAGAGACCACCACACCAAAACCGCCGCUGUGGUUCAGUCUAACGUUGGGCUUCGCUAUGUUCUGGCUGCCUUAUCUCAUAAUAACGUCAGCCAGCUUGGUUUUUGGCUUCUGGAUACCCGCCUACGUCGCAGUGAACCUACUGUGGUUGGAGUGCACCAACAGCGUCAUAGUGGGGUUGAUGUUCUGGGUAAAGAGUCGGAUGCAAGGGCCUUACGCAAAAGUACCAGAAAAUGUGUUCUCAUUGGAAGUGUACUGGCAUUUAAGCAACGGCAAACAAAGCGGCACAAAGACAUAUACACCCUUAACUGUUUAAUACGGUGCGACCCGCUUAUUUAGUCAGCCAGGCUAAAGGGCGCAGAGUAGCAAGAGACGAGAAUGGGCAUUAAUGGUAUUUUUUCAACUGACAUUGUUUACCUACAUUUUCAUGACACUUUAUACUUUUAUAACAUUGCUGUGGUGGAAAUCUACUGUGGUUUUAUUUGUGUUUUACUGUUGUAUGGUUUAUUUUUCUGUGAUAUGGAUACCCCUGGGUCUGAAAUAAAAUGGCUACUACCAGGGGCGCCGCUAGGGAUUUUGGGCCCCAUGAAAAGAAUCUUUACAGGGCCCCCAACACAGUGUCAUUAUUUUUUCUGUAUUAUAAUUUCAUCAUCAUAAGGGGCCUCUCUGGGCCCCCCUCCAUCAUGGGCCCCUAGAAUCCGUCUCCUUUACCCCCCCUUUUUGGCGCCCCUGGCUACUACUACUACUACUGUAUUGACUACAAUGACAAUAAAGCUUUCAUGCAAACGCAAAUCUUUCUGACAAUGGCUUACAAUCAAAAUGUUUUUAAAAAAUGGACAUAUUUUGUCAGUUACUGACUGCGGGUCAAUAAAGCAAUGCUUUAGGGAUGUGCCGAUCAAUCGACUACUGAUCGUAGUAGAGAUGUCAGAUAAUGGCAUUUAUGCCGAUAUCCGAUAUCCCCCAACUCUUAAUUACCGAUUCCGAUGUCAACAGAUACCGAUAUUUACAGUCGUGGAAUUAACACAUUAUUAUGCCGAGUUUUGUUGUGAUGCCCCGCUG
Nerophis lumbriciformis (worm pipefish) is the source of this 2111-nucleotide messenger RNA. RefSeq lists its product as uncharacterized. The record is from RefSeq and is a predicted model, not a curated record. Gene Ontology annotation, cellular component: plasma membrane; signaling receptor complex. NCBI's taxonomy places the organism in Eukaryota, Metazoa, Chordata, Actinopteri, Syngnathiformes, Syngnathidae.